AUGCCUAUUUGUGAAAUUUGUUUUAUUGAAGACAAACUUUUUAUUUGGUAUUCAUAAAAUUUAUUUCAAAAUACAGUCCUAAAUGCUCUAGAAAUAUUUGUUAGUUUUGUAAUAAAUUAAAUGAAUGUGAUGUUUGUGUUCUUAUUGAAAUGAAAUUCACAUUUGUAAUUACUGUUUAUAUAUUUUAGCUAUAUUAAUAACAUAAAACUUAGACUGAAGAGCAAGAGUAUUAACUAAGAUAAAUAAAUGAAAAGAUAAAUACGAUUAAUGAAGAGAUUUACUUAAUUUAGAAAGCUAAUUCUCUUCUAAAAAGAAAUAAAAAUUAGAAAAGCGAAUCAUUAGAGCUUUAAAUGAGUGAAACCAUAAUUGAUAAAUAGCAUGAACUUGAAGAUUUAGAAAGUGAAAUAGAAAACUAAAAAGUAAAGUAGAUUGAUUUCAUUAUGAUUUUAGUUGAUAAUGCAAAUGAAGAGUUGAAUAUUUUAACAAGUUAACAAUUAAAAUUAUCUACGUAAAAUAAGGAACUAGAUUUAAAAAUUAAUGAAGCAGAGAAAGAAUAUGAAGUUUUGCAAGAAACUCUAAAUUUAAAAAAAUAAUAAAUUUAUUAGAUUUUAUAAACAUUGAAAAAUAAGACUAGUUUAUUAAGAGGAAGUUAAGAGGAAAAGCAUUAUUCUUAAAGUAAUUUAAAAAUAACUCAUUCUAAUAAAUAAUAAAAGACAAUACCUGAGGAGGAAAAAGCAUAAAAAUCAGGGUAAAAAUAAUUAUUAGAUUUUAUAUAGAAUAUGUACUGGGUAGUGUAUAAUAUAAUGA
This is a messenger RNA of Paramecium sonneborni, 807 nucleotides long. The record is from the annotation of a GenBank genome assembly. Lineage: Eukaryota; Ciliophora; Oligohymenophorea; Peniculida; Parameciidae.